AUGCACGACAUCGAAACUGACGCUGAAGCAGACUUGAUGGUCAAGUUCCCCUUUGGACCCUUUUCGAACGGCUCGCUCUUCAUGUGCCACUCCCUAACUACAGGGCACACGACAUGCAUUAUUUCCGCCACGCGGGCGCAGAUCCUAGCCAACCGAUUCCUUGACGUGUUCACCCACUCUCGCUCAUCUAGCCCUUACGCCUUCAUUCCCGCGGCCCUCCUGCUCGAACAUUUGCGGACUGCAAAUGACAACGACCGCAACGACAUCGACCAAUGCGUCUGCCGAAUCGAGAACCGGUCCGGCGUCUCCCUGCACAAUUUUGGGUCGAGGACCAGAGCCAAGAUAGGCGAGUACGCGCUCUUGCAGAGAGAGCUGCACAUGCAGGACGCCCUGAUCGUCAUGGCGGAGCAUUGCUUUUCGUUCCACGCGAAGUGCGCGGCCUUUGUAGUCGCCGAGGAGCUGUCUUUUGCAGAUUUGUUACCCGCGAGGCAAGUCAACAACGACAGAGGCCCAACCGGGCAACAACAGGCAGACUACGUCCGCGCGAGUCUCGCACUCAACGCAAGCAUGUCGUCGUGGACGCUGGAGCAGCUGCGCGCCUUGGAGAAGAGGCUGAAAGUGCAGCUUCGGGUCAUCGAUUCCACAAUCUCGACGACCGACGCACUCACGAUGAUCCGACUCGCCCGCGCGUCCCGCUCCGACAGCAACACCAUGAAAGCCAUCACCGUCCUCACCAUGGUGUUCCUCCCCGCGACGUUCGUCUGUUCGCUGUUCAGCAUGGGAUUUUUCGACUUCGCCGGCGCCACGGACGCAGGCCUCGAGGGCACGCACCGCCGCACGAUGCGCGUCGCGGGGACAUUUUGGAUCUACUUCGCCGUGGCUGUCCCCUUGACGAUCCUCGUGCUCGGCAUCUGCGCGGCAUGGCUGCAGUGGAGCGCACGGCAGGAGGAUGAUAGUGGGGACAAGCCGGGGAGCGUGGAGGCGAAAGGGGGUCGAUAA
Cladophialophora yegresii CBS 114405 is the source of this 999-nucleotide messenger RNA. RefSeq lists its product as uncharacterized. The coding region runs from base 1 to 999 and encodes 332 amino acids. Gene Ontology annotation, biological process: metal ion transport; transmembrane transport. The record is from RefSeq and is a predicted model, not a curated record. The transcript has 2 exons. Gene Ontology annotation, molecular function: metal ion transmembrane transporter activity. Lineage: Eukaryota; Fungi; Ascomycota; Eurotiomycetes; Chaetothyriales; Herpotrichiellaceae. Gene Ontology annotation, cellular component: membrane.